Thermothielavioides terrestris NRRL 8126 is the source of this 1669-nucleotide messenger RNA. RefSeq lists its product as uncharacterized. Lineage: Eukaryota; Fungi; Ascomycota; Sordariomycetes; Sordariales; Chaetomiaceae. The transcript has a single exon. The record is from RefSeq and is a predicted model, not a curated record. The coding region runs from base 106 to 1254 and encodes 382 amino acids.
CCCUGUCUGUGUCGGGGCAGCUGUGUGUGCUGCAGCGCAACAACCGACUGUGUAUAGCAAAAACCUCACCAUUUGGCCCGCUUGUAUUGAGGACCCCUCGUCACCAUGUCGCACGCGUGGCCGGUUGAGCCGGCCAUGGACCCCCAGUAUGCUCGCAGGCGAGCGCCACCUAUGGAACCGGCCAGCAACGCAGCCUACACCCACAGCCGCUCAAGAACGACUUCAUCCAACACGUUCCCCACGGACAUGCAGGCGCCAUUCCCAGCGAACCCUUAUCCGCCGCAGAUGCAUCUGGCCCAGCCCAAUGUGAGCCAUCAGCGUCGCUCGCCGAGCGUCAAUACAUUCAGCACAGUCUCGAGCGGCGGCAUGGCGCCGCCGGCAGCAUACAGGACGUCGCCGACCCUCGACAUCAGAAGGUCCACUUCGAGCCGCUCUGGCGGCGCCUCCAGCGCGCCUCAGUCCGGUAGCUAUGUCGCGCUCCUCCGGAAACAAAAGGCCACGGUGUGGUGCGAUCGUGCGCAAUACGAAGACCCCCGAUUACUCGCGCAACAGCGGGCCGCUAAGAUGCGAGCGAAUCUCGAGAUCGUGGAAUCAGGCAGUGGCCUGGGCAUCGGGCUUGGGGGCUCUGGCCGCACCGCUACCGGUCUGAGCUCGACCGGUGGAAAGGUCGCGGCCAAAAUACGACACCACGGCAAGCCCACCGUUAUCGGAUACUCCCCAGGCAGCAAUUUCAAUGGUAUCGGCGGUGUUCCUCUCCGUCUUAGCGCCACCGAGGUCGAGGGCGAAGAGAGCGAGGAGGACGACGCCGCCAUGCAGAGACUCCAUCACCGCCGGACAGGCAGUUCCGGGCGGAACAGCAUCGCGAGUGGGAAGCGCGCCAUGCCGCAUCGCCCGUCCGGAGGCCUCGGCCCCGCGAAUUCGCAACAGGGUGGAGCCGCGAGGUGGAGCCCAGGCGAUACCCCCGAGCGGACAGGAUCCCUGGUUGGAGAAAAACAGAGCGAGCAGGCACUCCCAGGGGAUGACGCGGGCAGCGGGAGAGCGCGGAGCAUCGGCAGCGGCAGCAGCGAGCGCCUGGACAACGUCCCCGAACUCUCGGGCAACUCGGCCCAUUUGGCCAGCAACAGCAGGAAGAACGCCGCGGUGACGCGCGAAAAGAGCGUCAAGAGCGUCGACGACCUAAAGCGACGCGGCAGUGUGGACGAGCGGACUAUGACGCUGACCACGGGCCGGCUGUUCAUUGCGAACCCGGACUAAGGCGUGGCUACGACAAUUCCAUAUGGGGCAAGCCGGGUGAAGAAGGGACAGGAUCCCCAACACCACUCGGCUUGCCCAUCACCGCCUCUUUCGCAAGCCUCAUCUGCACAUGCGCAUAGCCUUACUACAGGCAUCCGUUACCAGCCGCUUCGUCUCCUGCAUCUCCGCCCCAGAGCUUUGCAACCCGGGGUCUCCCAUGGCUGGGCAUCUACGAUCGCUUCGAAUCGCUGUCGUUAUUUGGUUCUGUCUUGCUAUUUCUCAACGCCGCUCGUUACUCGUUGGCGGCUUGCGUCUCUAAUCUAAUACGCCCAGGGCCGAGGCAAGGUCAUGGGACUGGAGGGCGUUCAAAAUCAUGAGCCCCUAAGGGAACGGGUGUGCAUUUGAAGAGUAUAUUCUGUCUGGCUCAAAUACCAAU